Lindgomyces ingoldianus is the source of this 1337-nucleotide messenger RNA. RefSeq lists its product as uncharacterized. The record is from RefSeq and is a predicted model, not a curated record. The transcript has a single exon. Bases 150 to 1310 code for a protein of 386 amino acids. NCBI's taxonomy places the organism in Eukaryota, Fungi, Ascomycota, Dothideomycetes, Pleosporales, Lindgomycetaceae.
UAAAAAGCUCAGCUGCCCGACUAUUCUUCAGCCUCCUUGGCACAUUUGACGAACGCGGUGCUCGCCCAUGACUCCUUCAAUCCUGUAAAAGCCUCAAUAAUAGGUCAGAUAUCUUCUAAGAGUCAUUUUUGACAGAGUGGACAGGUAUAAUGGGCCUCCUAGGCAAAAGCAAGCAAGUCAAAGAAAAUGAAGCCGAAAUCGCAGGACUCCAACACGAACUAGCGAAUGCAAAGGCCCAGCUUAGAACGGCGACAUCACAUGCCCGAGACCUGACCCAGCAACUGGAUACUUUACAAGUCCAAUAUACGAUCCGAGAGUCCAGACAUGUCGAAAAUAUCAAGGGAUUACGAACUCGAAUACAGCACCUAGAGGAAGAGAAAUCAACUUUAGAGGCCUCGAACACUAUAUUGAACACAGACCUAGGUGUAUUCCGAACCACGGCCGAACAAAGAACUCUAGAAGUCGGUACGCGAGAUGUCAUGAUUCAAGAAUUACAGCAACUGCUUGCUCGUGUCGAUUCAGGGAACAGCAAUACGGUCUCUAAUUUCGAAGUUAAAGACCUUUUAAGUAUUGUUCAGGCUCAGGGGUUAGAACUGCGACGGCUGGAACUUUUAGUACAAGAAAAGGAGCGCUCUCUGGCCUCACCUACGAACCAGUUCACGCAAAAGCAAAGGGAACUCGCUAAGUUACAGGACCAGUUACAAAAAAAGGAGUGCGACCUGCAAAGAUCGGCGGAGCAGUAUGCUAGAGUAGAGAAGGAUAUGCAUCACCUCAGGGCGGAGUGGAAUAGCUGCAGAGAGGCGUACGAUUUAAACCAAAAGAAAUGGACAGCUAGUAGCCGCCAAUAUAAGAAUCUCUUUGACAGCAUGAAACGAAAGCAUCUGGAGGAGCUCAAUGGGGCACUGGAACAGGUUAGAAAAGUGACCGUAGAUCUUGAGAGAUCACAGGCGGCUUUUUCUGAGAAAGAGCAAUCAGGUCUGGCAAAGCAAAGAGAAAUUGACGAUAUAAACGGCCAAAACGAAAAUUUUCGACAACAGAUCGCUGAUAGAGAUCGCCAGAUUACCACGCUACAACAUGACCUCGAUGAAAGAACCGAAACACUCGCCAAUGCAAGGCUGAAUCUCAAUCAAACUCGGAAUCAACUCAACAUUGAGACGCGGAAAGUGCAGACCGCUACUCAGGAGAAAGCGGAGAAAGAUAAGAAGAUCGAAUUCAUACAGCAGCAAUGCGUUUCCCUGCACGUACAACUUACGGCACCAAAGCCAAAAGCCUCGAAAACCCCGAAAGGAGAUGGAAGUGCAAGCGAAUGACCCAAAAAAGGUUCACCGAGGAGAGCG